Cyclocybe aegerita is the source of this 1041-nucleotide messenger RNA. NCBI's taxonomy places the organism in Eukaryota, Fungi, Basidiomycota, Agaricomycetes, Agaricales, Hemipholiotaceae. The record is from the annotation of a GenBank genome assembly.
AUGCCAGGCUUGUAUCAUACAGUAGUUUUCGCUAUCGCAGCUACUUUCGCUGCUCACGGUGUUGAACGACUCUGCUCGUCAUCUCCCAACAUUCAGCCUCCAGCUCUAAUCACCAUGGGUCGCUUAGCGGAAAUGCAGAGGAAGCUCUUGGAGCAAAUGAUGGGCCCAGAGGCCAUGGGCGUGGCGAACGCCAACCUCGUGUGGUCGGACGACAAGGUGUGCAGGAACUUCUUGUGUGGAACAUGCCCUCAUGCGCUGUUCACGAACACUAAAAUGGACCUCGGCGCUUGUCCCAAAUCCCACACUGAGCGCCUGAAAACCGACUUCCUUACCGCGAAGGAGCAAAACCCAAGCGACCCCAUAUUCAACCGGUUCCAGAUGGAGUACGAAGCCAACAUCUUUGCCUUUGUGGACGAGUGUGAUCGAAGAAUUCGCGCAGCUCACCGUCGACUGGAGAAGACGCCCGAAGAGAACGCGAAGACGACUAACUUGAUGAGGGAAAUUGCGGAAAUUGAACUUGCCAUUCAAGGAGGAACGGAGAAGAUCGAAACUUUGGGUGAACAGGGGAAAGUGGAUGAGUCCAUGCGCGAAAUGGCAGCUAUUGAGGCACUAAAGAGCGAGAAAGCAGAAAAGGAGCGCGAGCUGCAGCAACUGACAGACACUUCGGGCGCCUCGGGGCACCAGAAGCUACGCGUUUGCGACGUGUGUGGAGCCUACCUGUCUGUGCUUGAUUCUGACCGUCGUCUUGCGGAUCACUUUGGUGGUAAAAUGCAUCUGGGGUACCACGAGCUCCGGAAUAUGCUUUCCAAGUUCAAAGAGGAACGUGAAAAGCGCAAAAUGGCACCCCCCAGCUCCCUGCCGUCAGGUGCUGCAACCCCGUCUGGAGGUGCUUCGCGGACUGGCGAGCACCGCUCUUCUCGCGGAGGUGAUGACUACCGAGACCGGGAUCGUGACCGGGGGUACGACCGGCAACCUUCGAGAUACACUGACGAUAGACGCAGGGAUCGAGAGCGCUCAAGAAGUCCCCGAAGGAGGUACUAG